AUUCAUUUUUUGAUUUGAAAGAAAUUUUUUCGGAUCUUUUUCUGAAAAAAAAUUAUAAACCAAACAAACAAAUAAUGUCUGUCACAUUGCAUACCGAUUUGGGUGAUAUUAAAAUGGAAUUAUUCUGUGAAAAAUGUCCAAAAACUUGUGAGAAUUUCUUAGCACUUUGUGCUAGUGAUUAUUAUAAUGGAUGUAUAUUCCAUCGUAAUAUCAAAGGAUUCAUGGUUCAAACUGGUGAUCCAAGUGGUACCGGUAAAAAUGGCCAAAGUAUUUGGGAUAGAAAAUUUGAUGAUGAAUUACACGAUGAUCUGCGGCAUUCACGGCGUGGAAUCGUAUCGAUGGCAAACAAUGGUCCCAAUACUAAUGGAUCACAAUUUUUUAUUAUUUAUGCUGGCCAAUCUCAUUUGGAUCUUAAAUAUACGAUUUUUGCCAAAGUGAUUGAUGGAAUGGAUACAUUGAAUGAUUUGGAAAAAGUUGCCGUUAAUCCGAAAAAUUAUCGUCCAUUAAAAGAUGUUCAUCUGAAUUGUGUGACAAUCCAUGCUAAUCCAUUUGCUGAUCCAAAUGUUGCACAAUGAUUUUGUAUUUAUUUUUUUUUGGCCAAUAGAUGGCAUGUAUAUGUAUGUAUGUGGACGUUCGAAUGAAUUCCUUGUGACCAAACAUUUCGUUUGAAGAAUUUUUCAUUUUUUUUUAAUUAAUCACAUUCAUCAAAACCAUUUUCGUCAUUAUAUGUCUAUAAUAUUUAUUGAUCAAUAAAAACGUGGAUAAAUAAAAAUUAA
Dermatophagoides farinae (American house dust mite) is the source of this 776-nucleotide messenger RNA. RefSeq names its product peptidyl-prolyl cis-trans isomerase-like 3. The record is from RefSeq and is a predicted model, not a curated record. Gene Ontology annotation, biological process: protein peptidyl-prolyl isomerization; protein folding. Gene Ontology annotation, cellular component: catalytic step 2 spliceosome. NCBI's taxonomy places the organism in Eukaryota, Metazoa, Arthropoda, Arachnida, Sarcoptiformes, Pyroglyphidae. Gene Ontology annotation, molecular function: peptidyl-prolyl cis-trans isomerase activity.